This is a messenger RNA of Anopheles funestus (African malaria mosquito), 6972 nucleotides long. RefSeq lists its product as uncharacterized. The transcript has 2 exons. The record is from RefSeq and is a predicted model, not a curated record. The coding region runs from base 5273 to 6733 and encodes 486 amino acids. NCBI's taxonomy places the organism in Eukaryota, Metazoa, Arthropoda, Insecta, Diptera, Culicidae.
CAAGUAACUUUGAAAAGAUUUCCGUUUUCAAAUGUUUUAAUAAAUUGGUGAACAUUCCACAUCUUACUCUACAAAUUCCUGUUCAACUUGAAAAGAGACUGUAAUUGUAGUGUUGGGUGAAUCUAAUUCCUGACUCUCUCUAAUUGACUCUGAAUCUCUAUUCUGAAGAUUCAUAAAGCCUCAUUGACCGUCCCCAUUUAAUUUAAGUUUGUUGGCAAAAAAUCAUUCAGGAUUCAUGAAUCUUUGAGGAUUCAUUAGAAUUUUGAAAAUUGAUUACUAUGAUUCACUGUUGAUUCAUAUGAAUGAUUCUUUUCAAAAGAUUCAAUAAGGACAACAUUAAUUGUAUUGUAUGGAAACGAAUCCUCUACAGAGUUUUGUAACGAACGGACUUUAAUUCGCAAAAGUGUGCAGAAGUAUGAUAUGCUAUUAUUCCAUCAUGUGGAGAUACAACAUAUUCCAGAUCAACUUGAGAAGAAUCCACAAAUUACCUAAUUUUUUGAAAAAAAAGAAAAAAAUGUCAAACAAAACAAACUAAUAGUGGAGAAAGACUCAUCGAGUACCUGACGUACAUUACUAGGCGAUCGAUUUCUAACUUUUCAUGUAAUUUUUUAAAUGUAUCUCUCUAUCGAUUUGUAGAUUUAAACAUUUUAUCUGAUAUUUCAAAGAUCUUGACAUUCAUAGUAUGUUUUUAUAGAUUUUUUUCCUUAAAUAAAUUAAAAAUAAAUUCCUUUCCCUUCCCUCAUUUUUAAUUACUUCACUUUAUUUGUUCCCAUUUUGCACCGUAACCUUUACGUAAGAUUCACGCAGGGAAAAUGGUUCAUUCCGUUUCCUUAAACAAACUCUAUUGCUUACCUGCAUCUGCAUAAACAUAUCCUUGGAACGUAAUAACGGAAACCGGCUUCGGGUUCCGUUUAUAUUUUUGCUUAUGGACAUUAACCGUUUGCCGGUUUAUGGGUAUCCCUUUGUCCCUUUUUAAGGGUUGUUUGUAGGGAAUGUUAUUUUUAAAUUAAAAAUCAAUUUCAGCUCAAUUUCUUUGACCUCCGGCAGAGUAGGAACUGGUCCGUUUUUCCUAUAUAUUGCUAACCUUUACCUUUAGGCACAUUGUAAAUUAUCUGUUUAUAAUUAUUGCCGCUGCAAGAGUUGCGAAGCAAUUAAAACUGGUUUCAAUUUUAAAAACCGAAAAAAAAAAUCAUAAUUAUUUUAACAUUUACUUGCAUUGCUUUCCAUUCCGUGUGCUAGUCAUUUCAAUGCAAUAAAUCUUGAAACAAUAACAAAACUCUAUUACCUUAACGAUAUGAUCAGUACAGAAAGAAGGCCAACCAUACACUUAAAGCUCUUAUUUAUUUGACUCAUUUAUCGCCAUAAUACGCUUCCCAGAGCCCCAUUGAUGGAUGCUAGAUGAUCUCUUACUGUUGCUUUUUUUUUCUUUAGUUGCCGUUGUUUUGGUUCAUCCAAACAAGCCCCGUCGAACCCUGUACGAUCGGACACCAAUCAAUCAUAUUCUGCUGGACGGAGCUAUGUUCCCAUAAAAAAGUUGAUUACAAAAACCAAUAACUCAGCGAUACGCUACGAUCGCGAAGGGGUUUGCCCGGUCACGCUUGAUCAGAUCUUUUGCUCACUGUCGUUCGUUUACGUUCUCGGCCGUUCAUGGUCGGCGUUAUGCUCAGGUUGGUUCCGAUCUCGCUAGCGCAUCUCGAGCAGAUAAUUACAAAGUGUAUCACAUCUUCAUCGGUUUUUGUUGUUGCGCGCAACAAAGCUGCAUGUUAAAUGAACACAAACGAAACGGACACCCGUACCGAAAUGGUUCUACCGUACCCCGGAGCCACGUUGGUAAGCAUGACCUGGUACGAAAUCGUACCAUAACUUGACCGGCGGAAGGCAACCAAACCAAAAAAAAAACAACCAUGAAAAUAAAGAUCUCAGUUCGGGGUUCUCCGUUCGAUAGCGUCGUUUGUUCUCAGUCUCACUUUGUAUCGACCAUUUGCUAUGCAGACCAGCGAUUCAUCCGAUCUGGAGGCGCCCCAGUCCCGGGCGGCAGUGAUAAUUGGUUCGUAACGGUCAUCAGAUAUUUUUGAUGUUUUAAUUAACGGAAAAAUCUUGCUCUCUCUCCCUCGACUCAAAACUCUCGGCAAACCAUGGCGAGGCUUCUGGUGAUCCCUUCACAAUUUGUUAGCUUAGUGUGGGCAUCGUUUCGGGUUUGGUCAGAGCAAUCGAGUGUUCAGAACUUCCUACUUACCACCCUGGCUUGGGUAAAGCGAACCAUCCGACAUACGAUGAACGUUUGCACCGUAGCGAAUGAGCCCUACCGUGAGGGCCGUGUCUGGUGCUGGAAGCUUCAUCAAAACCAGCAGUGGCAAGGCAGUUCGAUUGAGCGCUGUUGGGUUGUGCCCGUUUAUGGCCAUCGCUCAUCGACAGGCCAGCCAAAGCCGAAUCCACUUAAUCUUAAUAAUUAAGAGGAAACACAAAGCUUCGGGAACUGUGUGGAUCUAUUUGAAGGUUCGAUUUAGAAGUUGCCCCACCGUAAACUGCACAGACACCGGCACAGAUUAAGCUUUCUGGAGAAGGAAUUUUUGUUAUGGAGCACAAAACGGGUGCCACGGAUUCGAGUGGUUCUUAAAAGUGAUCAAUGAUUUAUGGAAAUUUUCAUAGUUGCUUUAAAAGCUUAAUUGAAUAAAUAUUUUAUCACCGAUUGGUUGGUGAAGCGUGAACUUUCCUACUUCUGCUGGGCGGUUACGGUUACCGUACGAGUGCAUCCUCACUGUUUGUGGAUGCAAAUUGGUGCAGCAGCUUGAAAGGGCAGCGGCAACUUUGGGGCGCAUAAUUAGUACCCAAAAUCGUAUGCGAAAGUAUGCCAGAGUGUGAGCAGGAAAUUAACUAACAGCGAGCUUAAUUAUGAUACGAAUGAUUUAUUCACUGUUCAUAUUGUUUACCGAGGGACUGGGCAGGUUCGUUUUAAUGUGGAGAAUUGUGGAGUUGUCGAGAGAACCUCUUUUUUUUCGAAGUAUGAGAGCAUAUGUUUUCGUUAAAGUGAGGAGGUCUGAAAACAUAAUCAUCAAGUGUGAAGUUUUAAGUAUAAUUAAAAGCUUUUGUCAUUAAAAGUUGCAUCCUCAGUAUGUAAGAUAAAUUUAAUUUAAUUCAUGAUAUUCUCUUCAGACUUAUAUUUAGUAGUUGUAGUUGAAUUUCUGCAAAUUCUACAAUUAAUAAAGGACAUUUUCCAAUAUAUAAUACCUGCAACCAGUGCAACAACAUUACCAAGAACUCCCGCUCAAUUUUCUUGUCCUUUCCAGAAUCACAGUCAAACUAUGAAACAAAUAUGCAAACACAGGAUCGUCAUUUCAACGCUCACUUCCAAUGAAAUUGCAUUUAGAGGCACAUUGCAUCAGGAACAGUAGUGCAUGAAUGGCAGUGAAUGUUUGAUGAAUGAAUCCUUCCGAUCAAUUCCAAUAGAUCCCGCUGCCAAUACUGUGAUUAUUUAGCAUCGAACGUACGCAUCAUAUUUACCCAAAAUCCUCCCUUCCUUUAACCCCCCUUCAUCCCAUUUUCCAUCCCCGAGAAAAGGUCAACCCGGGUGGACAUCGGAUUGGAUUCAAUUUCAAUGGCACACAUUCGAUCGGAUGCCAUUGCGAGCAGAUGCGUUUGCCUAGCGCCUAUAAUGGUCCGGUAAUUAUGUUAAAAGGAUAAUUCGCUUAUGGAAAUUAGAAAUUAAUUAACACAUCUCACGGAGAUCGGACGACGCAAAACCUGGUGCAAGGCAUACCGCCAAAACAUGUCCACGGGGCCACUUUCGCACCCAGCAGCGCGCGUUCGUCCAUGUUUCAGAUUGGUGCUCCGCAUAAUGGCGCUAUUUAUCCGAUCGAUUUGCAGACUAAUUCGCUAUAUGACGAAAGAUUACCGCCACCGGAAGUCAAUCAACGGGCGUCGGGAAAAGCCAAUUCCGGCCCGUGCUACAUUAUUGAUGUGUACGGACAGGUUUCGUUUGUCUUUGCAAGCCUUCGGAUACGGAUGAAAGCGGCGAAACUAUGGAACGAUGUGGCUAAAUGGAACGGCACAGCGGGUAUCGGUCAAUAUUUGCCUACCGGUGCACCUUAAAGAUGGCAAACAUUGGACGGGUAGAGAGGUAAGGCUUCUCAAGCAUUCGCUGUUUUGUGUCCUUCCUAUUAGCGGCGUUCUGGUGAAUGGUCAGUGGCGCCUAACGUCUAGACAGACAUUAAAGUUGUGGUCCUUUGACGAGUUGGUGGCUUAGAAUCGGAGCCUUAAGCUGAGAUAGGAAAGAAGGUAAGAAAUUAUUUACUGAUGUACAGCAACCAAUAUUUAGCUAUAAUAAAACAAAAUACUAAUUAAAUAAGUGAACACGUUUAAUAUCAUCACUUGAGCUAGUUAUACAAUUAAUUUCAUUACCAUUUGCUUCCCCAAUUUAUAUCGCCUGUUUAAGCUGCAGCACCCAAAAGCUGUUCAAAGCAUCUCCGAACAGAAAUAAAUCAUAUUUGUCACGGCAGUCGUUAGAUCACAGGCAGCAAAUAAUAUUCAUGCCUUAAAUAUCAUUUGACAUACUCUUGUUUGGCGUUACGCAAAACCCACCCCAAAGAAAGCGUUGACAUGAACCGCAUCAUGAUCAUCAUCACCAUCCAGCCAACAAUGGCUUACGCAAUGUGUGUUAGUAAGACAGCCAAAGAUCUGUACAAACAAACGCCCGAAACCGAUCCGAUAGAAGAACUCGCAUUUCACCUAAUGCGCGACGGGAUUUCCCUUUCACCCUGGUUUAUUUUCCUUAAUAGACUUUUGUCCCGUUCAACCUGCACCGCCGUUACAUUUACGUACGAAAUUGACUAAAUUUCAUUUGAUUUCACCGGUGGCAGCACACAAGAUUUGGCCAAUUUCUAUUUUGCGAUCUGCAACCCGCUUACCCCGGCAGGGGGGGUUUUAUGAAGACAAAUGCACAAACAAACCAUGUGCCGUGGUGCUGGUAGCAUAAACGGGCUGGAACGGGAGUGAAAAGCUUCCAGUGGAAAACCCCGAAACCGUGCACCCGAAACUAAUGCAGCCGGACGAAUUUGGGGCUAGCGAAUGGAGGCGAUUCAAAUUAACCUCACUUCCCGGUACACCCGGUUCGAUGACAAAUGAGCCAUCGAGGGUAAGCUGCAUCGGAGUGGGAUGUGAGAUACUUUUGCGGUAGCCAAACCGCGGAGGUUGUAUUAUAAAACGCGCCUCCGACACCAUCAAAGGCAUCAGUUUAGUUUGUGCUUUCCAGUGAACAGGAAUACAGCUUGGAAAGAUGAAGUUUUUCUACAUUGUUCCCUUCGCAGUGGCGUUGACCUGUGCAACCGCAGCUGCUGACUCCGGUGCGAGUAAAGUUGUGAAAAAGCGUGGCCUUUGGAGACAGCUCUAUCCGAUGCAUCAUCCACAGCUUACCGCUAGGGCGGACGGUCAUGAAGGAUUCGGCGCUCAGGGAAGUUUUCAGGAGGGCGGUAAGAAUGAGCAUGGUCACGCCACGACACAAGGACUAGGUCACUAUGAGUCCAACCAGGAGGAUUACCACAGCUGGAAGCCAUUGGAAGCCUUUGGACACUACGGACAGGCGGGAGAUGAUCACAAGUUUGGCGAACAGUUCCACCAUGGAGGAGAUCAUCACAACGUGGAGUCGGAUGGCAAGCAUAGCUUUGGCGGACAUCAGAGCGGUGGCGAUGGAGGACAUCACGGGUUUGGUGAUUCUCACGGAUUUGAAGGAGGUCAUGGAUUUGAUGGACAGCACAGUUUUGGAGGACAUCAAGAGCUAGCAGGACAUGAAGGAUUUGGAGGGCACGGUGAUCUAGGAGGACAUGGUGGUCUUGAAGGACAUGGUGGUCACGGAGGACACGGUGGACUGGGUGGUCAUGGAGGGCACGGUGGUUUGGGAGGACACGGCAGUCACGGUGGUCUGGGAGGACACAACGGUUUCGGCGGACACGGCGAUCUUGGUGGACAUGGAAGUCACGGUGGUCUGGGAGGGCAUGGUGAUUUCGGAGGACACGGUGGUGUGGGAGGGCUUGGUGAUUUCGGAGGACACGGUGAUUUCGGAGGACACGCUGCUCUGGGAGGGCACGAAUCAUUUGGUGAUCAUGAAUCUUUCGGUGGUCACGAAAAUUCUGGAGGCCAUGGAGAUUUUGGAACACAUCAGGCCUUCACCCACGGUGAUCAUCAUGGAUUUGGAGGACACGAAGGAUAUUCGUUCGGUGGAGAUCAUCACGGUUUCGGUGGGCAUGAUGAUCAUUCGCACGGUCAUCAUGGACAUCAUGGUGGAGAGAAGGAACAUCCCAUCAAGGAGCUGCACCUGGAUGCGGAGUACGAACAUGGUGAUGAUCAUAAGGAGCACAAGGAGCACAAGGAACCGAAAAUCAAGUACAUCCACGUCACGGAACGUGUACCGGUGCCGUACAAGGUGACGGUAGAGAAGAAGGUACUCGUCCCGAUCAAGGUCCCGUACACCGUACACUCGGAGAAGGUGGUACCGAUCGUGGUGGAGAAGAAGUUCCCGGUCGUGGUCGAGAAGCACGAAAUCAUCCAUGUGGACAAACCGUACGAGGUGAAGAUUCCGCACAAGGUUGAGGUACAUAAGAAGGAGAUCGUCAAGGUGGAGAAACCGGUGCCGGUGAAAAUUGAAAAGCCCGUCCCGUACAAGGUGGAAAAGCCAUACAUCGUGCACAAGCACGUGCCGGUUAAGGUGUGGGUGAAUGUUAAGAAAGAGCACCAUGAUUAGGCUUGUUUGGGUUAGGUAGUGAACUGGCUUGGCUGUUGUACUUCCAGCAUGCAAAACUGUUUUAGAAUAGGUUUAACCUUACUUUUGUUACCGCUUACAACGUGAGCUCCUUGUUAACUUUUUUAGUGUGACUUUUAUUAAUAGCAGCUCCAUAGUAUUUUGUUGAAAUUGACUGAAAACUUAUAACAAAUAUAACAACAUAAUUUACUAUAAUUUCUGUUUGUCGUUUUAUUCUCACU